AUGGUUCGUAGGCUGGAAGCGUUUGCCCACGACCAUGACGACGAUAGUCUCAGCGACGAAAUCGACGAUGUGUCUUUAGAAUAUGCCGAGCCCAAGCACGUGGCAAAAAAACCGCGUCCGCAAGACGACCCGUGGGUGGUGAAGUACCAGCCUCAGACUGUGCUGAAGGUGAGCAUAAACCCAAAAAAGGCGAGGGAGGUGCGGGACAUUUUCGUGCCGAUGGCCGAAAACCAAUCCCAGUGCCGGCUUCUCAUCCUUUCUGGCCCCUCGGGAUCGUCCAAGUCGACCUUGGCAAAAUGCUUGGCACAAGAAACGCUUGGGAAAACCGUGCCCUAUUCGCUGGGUCACGUGGAGUAUCUCGACUCUUCUUUGGACAACGUGAGCCAGGCUCACCACUUCCAGGAAUUCAUGGACGGGUGCCGGUAUCUUGUAGGGCGGAACCGGUGUGCCGUUUUGAUCGAGGACCUUCCCAACGUCUUCCAUGAGGAAACUCUAACCUCGCUCCGUCAUUGCUUGCGGGACUGGAUUUACACCGAUCCCAACACCGAGCUUCCGCCCGUGGUCUUGUGCUUGACAGAAGUGGAGAUCAUUGGCGACCACGGCCAGCGUGGAUUCUACAAUAUAGAUAACUGUUUGACCGUGGAAACGGUCUUGGGACGCGAUCUCUUGAACUCGGGCCUUGCGUCCGGACUCAUUCGCCGGGUCAAGUUUUUGCCGGUGGCGAAAACAUACAUCAAGAAACUGCUUCAGGGCAUCUUGGCGUCAGAGCGCAUUCUUGCUGGCAAGAUGAAACACGCAAGUGACGCCCUCACCGUGCUCUAUGAAUCCGGCGAUAUCAGGUCGCUGAUCAGUAAUCUCGAGUUCAUGAGCCGAAGCAGCCACGGAUUCCAGGUCAGCGAGCUCAUGCGGGAGUCUCAGAUCACGCUUUUUCACGCCGUGGGCAAGGUGAUCCACUCGAGCUCCAAAACACGCGGCGAGACUUCCAACGGCGAAUAUUCACUGGACUACGAGUCGGUGAAGAACGUGGUGGACAACUACCACAACUUGGGCCUCCUCCACUUGGCACUUUUGGAAAACUACCCCAUCUACAACGGCCUGGAGUUUGGCCUCCUGCUCGCCGCUAAUAUCGUGGACAGUCUCAGCUUGAACGACACCUUCAGCAGCCCUGAGGCGGCGCAUGAUUUUGCCAUCCGUGCCACGCGGAAUGAGCUUGGCAAGGUGCCGGUGAAAUCGAGCCGGACGCUCCCAAUGAAGUUCCCCCGCCACUUCAAGCUGGUCAAGGAGGAGAACAAAGUGCGGCGAGAGAUCGGCAACUACGUGCGGUAUUUGGGUGGCUGCUCGAUGCUGUUUUCCGACGUGAACUUGAUCGAUGGGCACUUCUUGCCCCAGAUCAAGAACUCUGCCAAGUUUCGCAGGACGCAUGGCCCAAAGCCCUUCCUCUACAACCGCAUUGGCGGCAGCUUUCGGAAGAUCUAUGCCGAUGAGGAUAUGCCAAUUAUGGAGAACGAAUUUGAGCUGUGCACUGGUGUCAGGGACCAGUUUCUGGAGGACAUCUAUGCCACCAUCCAGCAGCAGGAAGAUAUACAGAACCAGUCGGGAAUGGACGGGGAAUCGGACGCCAUCGAGGACUCUGCCUCGGACGGAGACACGGACGAUGAUCUUGAUGAUGCUUUGGACGAGCAUAUAUUGCAGAUGGCCACGCAAAGCAUGCAGAUUGCCACCCAGAACACGCAGAGGCCCAAGAACCCCGAGAGCGACGACGAUUUUCUGGAUGAUCCCGAACUCGCGAUCCUUGUAUCGCAAGGCAAGUUAUAA
Molecule: messenger RNA, 1815 nt
Organism: Metschnikowia bicuspidata var. bicuspidata NRRL YB-4993
Lineage: Eukaryota; Fungi; Ascomycota; Pichiomycetes; Serinales; Metschnikowiaceae
Exons: 2
Coding region: 1-1815 (604 amino acids)
Biological process (GO): DNA repair; mitotic DNA replication checkpoint signaling; DNA damage checkpoint signaling
Molecular function (GO): chromatin binding
Source: RefSeq, a predicted model, not a curated record